Molecule: messenger RNA, 921 nt
Organism: Lactuca saligna
Lineage: Eukaryota; Viridiplantae; Streptophyta; Magnoliopsida; Asterales; Asteraceae
Source: the annotation of a GenBank genome assembly
AUGAAUCAACCAACAAGAAGAUACAUAAUCACAGCUUCAGAAGCUGAAGCAAUGGCGAGAUCUAAAGGUCUCACUGUCCCUCAACUUCUCCCAUCGCUCGUUAAAUCUGCUCAAGAUCUCGCUCGUACACCCAUUUCGAAAUUCAACGUUGGGGUCGUUGGAUUAAGCUCCGAUGGCCGAAUAUUCUUCGGUGGCAACAUCGAGUUCCCUGGUCUUCCCCUCCACCAUUCCAUCCACGCUGAACAGUUCCUUAUCACCAACCUCGCUGCCCACGGCGGCGGUCCUAAACUACUGAACAUAGCCGUGUCCGCCGCUCCUUGUGGCCAUUGCCGGCAGUUCCUCCAAGAACUUCGGGGAGUUUCCAAAACCCAGAUCAUAGUCACAGAUCAACCUCUAGAAAACCCCGAUUACAAACCGAUUUCAUCGAUCUUACCUAACCCGUUUGGCCCUUUUGAUUUAUUAGAUCAAGAAACGCCUCUAAUUCUUGAGAAACAUAGCAACAAGUUGUCUCUCAAAGAUGAUUCCUCGAUCACCCAAAACGGAAAUACACCGAAUUUAUCAAAUGGGUAUCACGAAUUGAUUGAAAAGAACGAAGAAACUCUUAUAACAGAGGCUCUGGAGGCGGCGCGUGGUUCACACGCUCCCUACAGUGGAUGUCCGUCGGGUGUGGCAUUGAUGGAUUGUGAAGGGAAAGUGUACAAGGGUUCCUACAUGGAGUCUGCGGCGUAUAACCCGAGUAUGAUGCCAGUGCAGGCGGCGCUGGUGGCGUACAUGGUUGCCGGCGGUGGUGGGUAUGAAAGGAUUGUGGCGGCGGUGUUGGUGGAGAAGGAGGAAGUGCUGGUGAAACAAGAGGAUACGGCUAGGUUGAUGUUGAAAUAUAUCUCACCAAAAUGCGAGUUUAGAGUUCUUCAUUGUAUUUGA